AAUUGGAAUUUUUUUUUUUUUUUACUUUUUCAUAUUUUUUUUUAUUCCUUCCCCUUUAUUUUGUUUUUUGUGUGGAAGUCGACGUCAUUUUCCAUGUGACUAAAACAAUGUAUCAGCUUGCACAUUUUGUUUGCCUUUCGCUUAAUUUCGUAUAAUUUCGCCAGGGUUCGUUGUUCCUUCCAUUGUCCUUUGAUAUUUGCCAGCGACUCUCGCCUUCUCGCACCAUUUAGGACUCCUGAGCACAAACAAACGCGCACGCGCACCUUUAGUAAUUCCGUUUUACGAUGGAGGGGUUUUCUGCUUUUGGGCAAUAUAAAUACUGCUGCGGCUGGCUGAAGGCAGACAGACAACACACAUCACAUGCAACCAACAGGUUUGACACUUUUCUGUUAGAAGAUCUGCUUCCAGGUGUGGAAACCUAAGAAUCACCAACUCAAGAUGCAAGUAUUGCUUCUCAUAUCUCUGAGUGUUGCCAUAUGUUGGGCCAGUUCUGAUUCUCAUCAAGAAAACGUGGAGACCCUGACGGAUAACGUCGUGGUCCUGAGGGUCCCUCAUGAUCACGGCAUCGUGUCCAGAGUCCCUCUGACCUGUGGACAAGCAAAUGACAACAAGCCAAUUUUUUGGAGAAAAAAUGGAGAGGAGUUUAUGCCGCCUCUGGAGGGCAACCAGGUAACAGUCAUGGUGAAGGAGAUGGAUGGAGGAAACUACACUUGUCACCUGGGUCCAAGCAAAGAGUACCUUAACCACACAGUGAUCCUGGUCCAACUAGAUCCAGACAACAGGACUGUCAUAUUGGAAAAGAAGUCCCCAGAAGAAGAUCAUAUCCACUGCUCAGCACCAAACUACAAAGGCUCCUUUCACUGCACCUGGAAAAAAACAAAGUACAGGUCCCACGCCUCUGUGCUCCUGGUUAAGGCAGAACGAUAUUUGGACAGCAUCCCCUGUGUGCUGGAUGCUGAUGGGUUGGGCGUUCACUGUCAGGAUGCUGCCUGCCCUUACAAAGAAGAGCAGUACCGCAUCUCCCUCACUGUUUACAUCCACAGCUAUGCUCUCCUGGAGGCCUACACCAAGUCCUUCUACCUCAGAGAGAUUGUAAGACCAGCAAAACUCCCCAACCUGCGCAUUUCCCAGGGCAAGAAUUUCAGUUGGGACUAUCCGGAGUCCUGGGAGAAGCCCUGCACCUUCUUCGGUCUCCAGUUCCAGAUCAAAGUUGUCCCGAGUGGGCAUUCCUGCCACAGUGGCGAAUUUAUUAUGAAUAACACAACCGAACAGACAAGUUAUGAGAUUAACUUCAAACCCAAGAAGUAUAUUUUCUGUGUACGCGCUCAGGACAAGCACACCCACGGCCCGUGGAGCCAGUGGAGUCAGUGCACAGUGAACAAACGUGAAGUGAAGUGCUAACUUCUGUCACUGAACAAGAAGGAACGCUGAAGGCUUCUGUCAAAUUCUUUUUUUUUAUAUUUCUUAAGCCAUUCACAAAAAUACAUUUACACACAUGUACAGUAUUUAUUUUUUAAUUUUGUACAUUUAAUUAUUGUGCAUCUUUUACGUUUUCCUGCACGUUAUUUCAAACAUUACAAUUUUAACAUUUUACAAUAGUUGACAUUAUCUGCAUAUAUGACACUGAUAGGAGUUUUGCAUUUACUAUCUCACAUGUAUAUUGAGUAAUUUGGUGUAUUUAUGAUAUUAAUAAUCGCUAAAAGGUGUAAAAAUGUGUCUGCUUGUUCCUACUGACCAGCCGGUACAAUAAAAUAAAGAGUAGAGACAGGCGUUUACAAAAAAGCAUUUUAUUGCAAAUGUACAGGUGGAUGUCAAAAAGACAAAGAAAAUCAUUGGCAGAUUAGAAGAUCAUCUCAUGAAUUAAUCAGGAUCUUAUUUUUCUGCAACAUCUGGAAAUCUCAGGCAAGAAUCCUUCCCUACUUCGUCUACGUCCCAAGAAAACUUGAAAUUGUUUGAUAUUCAUCUCCCAUCUUGACCUUUUUAAAUAAAGAAAAAUGGAAAAACCAA
Oryzias latipes (Japanese medaka) is the source of this 2007-nucleotide messenger RNA. RefSeq names its product interleukin 12B, b (gene il12bb). Gene Ontology annotation, molecular function: protein binding. The record is from RefSeq and is a predicted model, not a curated record. Lineage: Eukaryota; Metazoa; Chordata; Actinopteri; Beloniformes; Adrianichthyidae.